Messenger RNA from Trichomonas vaginalis G3, 1125 nucleotides. RefSeq names its product glycine-rich protein family. The record is from RefSeq and is a predicted model, not a curated record. The coding region runs from base 1 to 1125 and encodes 374 amino acids. NCBI's taxonomy places the organism in Eukaryota, Parabasalia, Trichomonadida, Trichomonadidae. The transcript has a single exon.
AUGUUAAACUUACGAUAUUCAUUAAGAAAUUCUACAAGAAAUUCAUUCCUUCGAGUUAAAAGAAAAAGUAACGUCUAUUUAUUCGAAUACCCAUGUGAUUCAAGAACAUAUUGUGAACCAUAUGAGAUUGAAUUGCCAGUUGGUGAAUGCAAGGUUGAAUUAUGGGGUUCCUCAGGCGGCGAUGCCAGAGUCAAGAAUAAACCCCAACUAAUAAAACGAAGUGGUGGAAACGGCUCAUAUGUGAGCGGAAUUAUCCACAUUUCACAAAAAGUGAAAUUAUACCUUUAUUUAGGUGGCCAAGGCGAAGACCAAGCAUCCGUGAAUGAACUUCAAAAUGCUUCCCUCGGAGGCUGGAACUUCGAGGGCAAAGGAGGCAUAGAUACUUUCGAAUAUCAUGAUGUGAAUAAAUUAGUUGAAGAAAGAAACACUCCUCCUGAGAAUGGUGCUGGUGGUGGCGGUGCUGUAGAUCUUAGAUUAUAUUACUAUGAUAUAAAUUCCGCCCCCAUUGAUAAAGAUGAAUUGCGAAAAUCGAUUGAGAGCAGAAUAAUCGUCGCGGGUUCAGGCGGCGGUGCAGAUUCAGGAGAAAAACCAUACGGAUAUCCAGGUGGUAAGCUAUCUGCGAAAAGCUUAACUCCUUACCUAUUCGGAGGGAACCAGACUAAUGGAGAUCUUGGGGUUGGAGCAGAUGGAAUCUCCUCAGAUGAUAAUCAAGGGGCUUCAGGAGGUCACGGAAGCGGAUUUCGUGGCGGAUAUAACACAUUUGAUAAGACCAAAACUACUGGAAGCAUAUUCGAAUGGGGAGGUACGGGAGGAAGCUCUUAUAUCAGCGGACACUUUGGGUGUAUUAGUCCUAAUUAUCCUCCAGGAACAGAACCAAAUCAAAUAAAUAAUAUCCACUCUUCAAAAUUUUAUUUCACAAAUACUGUGAUGAAAAGUGGAGAUGAAGCAAUGCCUGACCCAUUCAGCGAUGAUUUUGGAAUAAUCAUUGGCCAUGUAGGCAAUGGAAUAUGUAGAAUUACCUUUCUUGUCAAUCCAUUUUGCCAAACAUGUUAUACAAAUUUCCCGAUGUCAUGGUUUAUUUAUACUCAUAUAUUCAUGUUAGUUUGUCCAUCUUUUGAUGUGUAA